AUGACGCGUAGCCAGGCUGAGAGGCUGAUUGGCCACAAGGAACUGAGACACGGUCCUACUCCCAAGGGAGGCAGCAGUGAGGAAUUUUCCGCAAUGGGGGCAACCCUGACGGAGCAAUACUACGUGAAGGAGGAAGGGCUGAGCGUAAGUUCAGUUUUGACGGUACGCACAGAGAAAGCCACGACUAACUACGUGCCAGCAGUCGCGUUAUUGGCGGGAAAUCGAGGCUCAACCUCGUGGAAACUGAUAAUACUGUUUUGCUUGAGUACAGGAGAGGUUAACGGAACUCCAUGUGGAGCGGCACGAAAGCGUGGGGAGCAAAAAGGAUUAGAUACCCUUGUAGUCCACGCCCUAAACGAUGAUAUGCUCGCAAGAGUGAAACUCAAAGGAAUUGACGGGGACUCGCACAAGCAGUGGAGCAUGUGGUUUAAUCCGAUACAACGC
Ambispora leptoticha is the source of this 444-nucleotide messenger RNA. Lineage: Eukaryota; Fungi; Glomeromycota; Glomeromycetes; Archaeosporales; Ambisporaceae. The record is from the annotation of a GenBank genome assembly.